Calidris pugnax (ruff) is the source of this 1374-nucleotide messenger RNA. RefSeq names its product coiled-coil-helix-coiled-coil-helix domain containing 6 (gene CHCHD6). Gene Ontology annotation, cellular component: mitochondrion; MICOS complex. Gene Ontology annotation, biological process: DNA damage response; cristae formation. NCBI's taxonomy places the organism in Eukaryota, Metazoa, Chordata, Aves, Charadriiformes, Scolopacidae. The transcript is spliced from 9 exons. The record is from RefSeq and is a predicted model, not a curated record. Bases 82 to 843 code for a protein of 253 amino acids.
AGAGGCGCUCACUUCGCCGCGGCAGCCCGGUGUGUGUAGGGGGGGGGCGCGGUGGGAAGAGGCGUCCCCAGCGCCGCCAGCAUGGGGGGCAGCGAGAGCAGCCACGGCGGCAGGAAGGUCUCCUUCGGGCUGGAUGAGCGGGAGCAAGUGCGGGUGCUGCAGGGCAUCAGGCUCACUGAAGAUGUAGUGAACCGAAUGAAAGAAUCUUCUCAAGGUAAAAGGGACAACCAGAGAUCGUCUUGUUCAGCUCCAUCUUCACCAGCUGCGGAAGGGAAACCCAAAUCUCCUACAGGAAUCCAACCACCAAUGGCAGGUGACUCAGGUCAGAAGUCUUCCGCUGCAGAGCAGGAGCUGUACAGGAGGUAUGAGCAGGAACAGGCACUGGUUCAAGAGGAGUUGCUCCGUCUGGCCAAAAGAGAAAGGGAAGCAGCCAGUGAGGCCUUGAAUACUGCCCUUCAGCGGGAAAGGAGCACCACUAAUGAAGAGAGGCAAAGAGCAGCACAGUUGCCUGCGGAUUUGGACGCCUGGGCUGUUGAGCUGGAAGGCAGGGAGGCAGAGCUGAAGCAGCAAGAAGCCUUCUACAAAGAGCAGUUGGCCCGCAUUGAGAGGAAGAACGCAGAGAUCUACAAGCUGACAUCUGAGCAGUACCAGGAGGCAGCCACCAAAGCAGAGGAGUGGAUAAAGAGGAGGAACACUGAUCCUGUCUGUGCAAGCCUGCAGUCUGAAAUUCUGAAGUGCUACCAAGAAAACAAACAUGAAGUGCUCAAAUGCUCAGAGCUGGCAAAGAAGUAUCAGCGCUGUGUCAGUGCAGCUCAGAAGGAGCUGUUAGUUAAUUCUGGAUAAACAUCAGCCACCAAAUAGCAGAGGACAGGGACCACAUACGCCCUCGGAAGCCCCAGCAUCCUUCUGGAUAGACACUGACCAAAACUGGUGCCUUCUGCCCUUCGCGGUCCAAGACAGCGACAUGAUUCCUCUUCUAAUUGCCUGCAUGUAUCAGUCUCAGUGGAUGUUCCUGGAGUUGGGAGGAGGGUCCUGGGAGAGGGGGAUGCUACCGUUUCCUUUUUUAUUGUAUUGCAAUGUAAAGAAUCGUAUCGACCCCAGGUGCUUCCAGCACAGCUUGUAGCUUGGAGGCAUGCCCAACACGAGCCUGGUUCACCCUGUGCUAGCUUUGGUUUCACCAAUAUCCACAUCUGAGUUUCAAGAGCUGUUAUCGUUGUCUAUUUGCUCUGGGGAAAGGGGUCUGAAAUAUUUGGAAGUAACCCUAACCAGCUUGUUAGGAUUAACUGUUCCUAGCGUGCUCCCAUCGGUUACACCAGCAGGCGUGUUCCUUCCCUUCCAAGGUUCCCUCCUAAACAAUAAAAUGUUUAAUGGUCA